Messenger RNA from Caenorhabditis angaria, 1659 nucleotides. NCBI's taxonomy places the organism in Eukaryota, Metazoa, Nematoda, Chromadorea, Rhabditida, Rhabditidae. The record is from the annotation of a GenBank genome assembly.
AUGGCGAAUUUUAGUACUCCGGUUUACCCGUGCACUGAGCAGGUAAUUCCAUUUUUCUGUGAGUUUCUUUGAGAAAAUUUCGAAAUUUCAAGGAGAAUACAACAACAUUGCUCACCGUGCUCUCCGAUUUAUCUCUGGUUCUGGGAGGCCUAAUUUCAAAUAUGUGCCUCCACGUAGUUUUCUCUGGUCGCCCAAAAUUAGCAACUGCUAGUUUUUCAUACAUCAGGAUUAUUGGAAUAUUCCAAUUCAUGUUUUUCCUAACACCAUUUCCACUGAAAAUUCUAACGGACAAGUAUCAGAGGUUAUUUCAAAAAAUUAAUUCCAGAUACAAAAAAAAAUUUCAGGGGGAGUACGUGGAUUGCUGUCAACUUGUUGCCAAUUAUACUUUCUUUUGUACAUUUUGUAAUUUCCACGUUGUGCUUAUGUUUUGCAAUGCGACUUUUAUUGUUGUUGAAUUGUAUAAGAGUAAGUUCUCACAUAUUUACAACUCUUAUGAAGACUGAAAAAACUCACCAAAAACAAAACUGCUGCCAUUUUCAAUAUUUCUGUAAUAGUGAAAUGAUUUGAAGAAAUGAGGACGUCUGAAAAGUCACGUCACUUUUAUUUUUUUUAAUUUCUCAUUUCUUAGCGAUGCCGUCGCUGGAAUUCGCUCUCCUGGGUCGCUUGGCAAAAAAUGUUCUGCCUAUUUCCAGUCGGCACAAUUCUCAACAUGCCCCUUUGCUUCGAAUAUGUUAUAUAUUACAAAGCAUGUUUAAUUCAGUAAGUGAAACCUACUGCGUCCUUCCAAUUCUGAAACUUUUGUUCCAGUGGUCGUAUGGUGAUGAUGAGUGAAACUCAUAAAACCGAAGCUGCCAAGGACAAUCAUUUGAAGGCUGAUUGGAUUCGAACAAUUCCGGCAAUUUUAUACUGUUUUUCUGCGGUUUGCACAUUAACAUUCAUGAUAGCUGAAAGAUGUAUAUUGCCAAAACUGAGCAGUCCAUACGCUGCUAAACAUACCCCAUUAUUUUCUAAUCUUCUUCCACUUUUGCUAUCUCUAAUAAUCUCGCAUUCGGUGGCAAAUAUUGGUAUUGUCUAUCAUGUGAUAUUCUACGGUUUUGACUAUUCCGAAGUCUUCGAUGAACAUCGCAUGGUAAAAAUCUAAAAAUUUCUCUGAAAAUUUUCUGUAAUUGCAGAACAUGCUAUUCGCCAUUUCCUAUAGUUUACCAUUUCCAUUAAUGUUGAUUUUGAGUAGCACAUUUCGAUCGCAUCUGUUUCAUAUAAUCAGUAACUUCGUUCAGGGGUAAGAAUAAGAAAAAUAAAACCAAAAAUUAGUUUUGAAAUAAAACACAAGGCGGGUUUUAGCAGGCCAAAAAUGCGCAAAGAUUCGACUCUGCGAAAAGUCACAUCUCAAAUCACCAAACAUAUGGCUUAUAGUAAAUUGGAGAUGGAGAAUUCGGAACUAGACAAUCGGAUGUACCCAUUGAAAGCGUGAGUUUCCACACUCCCUAAUUAAAGAUCCCAACAUUCUAUUUGAAGCUAAAUUUUUUUAGAACUUCAAUGCGAAGUAUGUUGCGAGAAGACGCGGUUUACCGUGUGAAAUUUGCGAUUCCUCAACAAACCGUUCAAAUAAUUGAGGAAGAACCAGAUGAGGUUUCAAGAUGGGAUUCAGAUACACUUUAA